This is a messenger RNA of Arvicola amphibius (Eurasian water vole), 219 nucleotides long. Its product is annotated as small proline-rich protein 2E. Lineage: Eukaryota; Metazoa; Chordata; Mammalia; Rodentia; Cricetidae. The transcript has a single exon. The record is from RefSeq and is a predicted model, not a curated record. The coding region runs from base 1 to 219 and encodes 72 amino acids. Gene Ontology annotation, cellular component: cornified envelope.
AUGUCUUACCAACAGCAACAGUGCAAGCAGCCCUGCCAGCCUCCUCCUGUGUGCCUACCUCCAAAGUGCCCAGAGCCCUGUCCUCCUCCAAAGUGCCCUGAGCCUUGUCCUCCUCCAAAGUGCCCUGAGCCAUGCCCCCCUCAGUCAUGGCAGCAGAAAUGCCCUCCUGUGCAACCUCCUACACCCUGCCAGCCGAAGUGCCCACCCAAGAGCAAGUGA